This is a messenger RNA of Rhododendron vialii, 1948 nucleotides long. Its product is annotated as growth-regulating factor 6-like. Bases 308 to 1786 code for a protein of 492 amino acids. The transcript has 4 exons. The record is from RefSeq and is a predicted model, not a curated record. Lineage: Eukaryota; Viridiplantae; Streptophyta; Magnoliopsida; Ericales; Ericaceae. Gene Ontology annotation, cellular component: nucleus. Gene Ontology annotation, molecular function: ATP binding. Gene Ontology annotation, biological process: developmental process; DNA-templated transcription; regulation of DNA-templated transcription.
AAAGGAACGGGGGAGGAUCUAGUCUAGUCUAGUUAUAUAUGUUUCCUUCUCUAGUCUCUCAACUCUCCUAGUUCCUUUUUGCUCCAAUAAACAAUGAGUUCCUAGGUCUGAUCAAAAAAAACAAUGAGUUCCUAGACAACAAAACCAGGCUAGUUUUCCAUUUUCAGGUCACAAGUCAGUAAGUCACAAACCAUCCCCACUCUCUGAAAUGGUCCUCCCUCAAAUAACCUCAAAAACCAGUUUUUACAAUGACCAAAUCCUUCAGUUUCUCUGUCUGGUUGUUUUGUAAGUAAGGGUGCAUAUAUACAUGGAUCUUGGUACUGUGAGUUUGGAUAGUUGUGUAAGUAUUGCUUCUUCACUUGCUUCAGAUGGUGAGGCAAAUAGAAAGUGGUACGGAUCUGGGAUUCUUAAGCAAGAACGGUCUGAGCCUACUGCUGAAGACAACUUGAGGAGCAUUAAAGUGGCCAAAACUGAGCAGAUGCUCAGUUUCUCUUCACCCAAGUCAGAAACUGUGCCAAGGCCUAAUUACUCUCACCACUCUUCGAAUACUUACAGCAGAAAUACAGGCUAUGGAUUUGGAGGAUUGAAUGCUGAAAGCAUGCAGGGGGUGGUUUCAGGGUUGAGAAGCCCAUUCACUCCAUCACAAUGGAUGGAGUUAGAGCACCAAGCUUUGAUCUAUAAGUACAUAACUGCAAAUGUAUCUGUUCCUUCUAAUCUGCUUAUCCCCAUCAGAAGAGCCCUUGAAUCUGCUGGGGUCUAUGGUUUUUCAAGUGGAGCUCUCAGAUCCAGUACUUUGGGAUGGGGUACUUACCAUCUGGGAUACUCCAACAACAAUGAUCCUGAGCCUGGAAGAUGUCGUCGGACCGAUGGGAAGAAAUGGCGGUGCUCGAAAGAUGCUGUCCCCGAUGGGAAAUACUGUGAGCGGCAUGUCAACAGAGGCCGCCAUCGUUCAAGAAAGCCUGUGGAAGGCCAAAAUGGCCAUUCUGUCUCUGGACCCACCACCACCACCACGGCAAAGCUCAUGGCGACAUCAUCCCCUCCGUUUGGAUUGGUGGUGACCGGAGGCGGCACUAAAAACAGCCUUGGCCAAUCAGACCAUUCUCAAUCCAAGCAGUUACAGCCUGGUGCGCCUAAUCCUUGUGCAUCGUCACCCCAUUUGAACAGGAUAUUUCUCAACAAGGACAAUGUAGGAGAGAGGAAUCAAGACGCAACGAACCUCUCCAUGUCAUCUCAUGCAAUUGCACAAGAAGAGAACCAAUUUUCCAUUCCAAAACAGCCAAACUCUUACGACGAGUACUCUCGAGCUGAAUUUGGACUUGUCUACUCUGACUCUUUGCUUAACCCUCUCCACAAGAGCAAGUCGCAGAACUCAACUCAUCAGUUCAUGGAUGACAGGACCCAUCUCUCUAUUUCAAUCCCUGAAACCGCCUCGGACUUCAUGUCAUCCACUUCUUCCCCCACUAAUCAGAAACUUGCAGUGUCGCCACUGAGGCUAUCGCGAGAGGUUGAUUCGGAAAUGGGUUUCCGAGCGGCCAGUGGUAUAAACCAAUCGAACCAAAGGCAAGUAAACUGGAUUCCCAUCUCCUGGGAAAGUUCAGUGGGUGGACCUCUGGGGGAGGUACUGCAUAGCAGUAAUAGUAGCCCACGUCUAGCACCGUCGUCCCCAACUGGGGUUUUACAGAGGAUGAAUAACGGAUUUGGAUCGCUUUACAACAGCAGCGCAGGGAGUAGUCCCAGAGCAGAGAGCCACAGGAUCCAUGACGGCCUUGUUACCAUUAGAACUUAAUUAAGAAGAUGGCGCUAAGCGAUGGCGGAAGAGGCAGCGUGUGUUUUUUUAAUCUUCAGAUUUGGUGUUUGGAUUUGUUAAUUUCUUCAAUUUCCGCAGUUUCUUUGUUUAUCUAGCUUGACUGCUGAGUAAUGAGUAUGCAAAUGUUUCCCUUGUAUUUUA